Messenger RNA from Rhipicephalus sanguineus (brown dog tick), 758 nucleotides. RefSeq lists its product as uncharacterized. The coding region runs from base 132 to 758 and encodes 208 amino acids. NCBI's taxonomy places the organism in Eukaryota, Metazoa, Arthropoda, Arachnida, Ixodida, Ixodidae. The record is from RefSeq and is a predicted model, not a curated record. The transcript is spliced from 3 exons.
UGUCGGCUUCGCACAGUUCUCGAAAGUACGCCAGCUCUGUAACUGUAACAACGGACUAUGUCGACUCGUUGUGCGUGCUGUCUCGUACGUUAAAACUACGCGCUGUGCUCGUGGCUGACAUUGUGGAAACAAUGGUUGUCUCAUCCAGCUCUUUCACUAUGCAUCGCGGGACUGGGCCUGCUCUCGUAUUCUUUUUAACACUCGUAGCCGCCGGAUCAUCGCCCAUGUUCCGGAGCUCGGUGCUUAUCCUGAACCAACCCUUCGACGGCAACUUGGUGCGCCCGGACAGCGAGGCCUUUCAACAGCUCGGCGCGGAAUUUAAGCUGCUGCUUUCUCAAUCCGUGGGGCGUUAUCUGCGGCCCCCGCACAACAUGCCCUCCGUCGAGGUCCUUCGCUUUGCGCCGGCCCCCACGGCUGGUGCGCUGACCGUCACCUGCGACAUCAAGCUUCCGCGCGCCGACCCGAGGGACCUGCAGCGCGCCAUCCGCUCAGUCCUGGACGGCGGCCGCCUCGGCAGGUUUCAAGUGUCCGGCCAACAGUCCACCUUCACUCAGCUUGGCGUGGCCGGAGCAGCAGGUCCACCAGGCUGCGGAGUUCUGGAAGGCGGAGGAGCGACUGAAAAAGCAGGUGAAGUGAAGGGUGGGCGCACGGCAGUCCUGUGGGCAGAGCUGAUAUUUUUUUUUUUUUUUGCUCAGUUGGUAACUGACUAUAUUAAAGACUCUUCUAUGAAGCUUGGCAGACACCGCUUGUCUUUCUGA